UGACUAUGAUCCGUAAAAGUCAAUUAUAGGUACAUUCAAUAAUUUCCAGAUACAUAUUUAUAUACAUUGUAUGUGUUUGUCUAUUGAAAUUUCACAUUUCGUGCACUUUGAUUUUCAUACAAAUUUUGUAUAAUGAGCUGCGGCAAUCGAAAUUGGCUGCCCUUCGGGUUUUGUGGGCAGCUCCGGAGACCCUCAAAGACAUUGCUGGAACCAAAAGCAACUCAACUACCAAUUAUAAAGCCGCCGCUUAUAAUGGCCAACGUGUUCUACGCAGGGCGCAUUUUAAGUAGCUCCAGCGAGGCGUCGGCUUCUUGGGUAUAAAUAUGCGCUGCAUGGCCUCAGUUUGACAUCAGUUAGCAAUUCGCUUUCAAGCAGCUACCAGCAGCAAGUCAUAAAACAAAAAAAAUCAAAAAUCAAGAUGUUCAAAUACGCCGUUGUCAUUUGCGCUUUGAUUGCCUGCGUUGCCGGCAAGCCGGGAUUUCUGCACGCACCGCUGGCUGCUCCAGCUGCCAUCUUUGCUGCACCCGCUCCGGUGGUGACUGCUGCCAGUAGCCAGGUUGUGGCCAGAACAUUCAAUGGCAUCGCAACUGCGCCCGUGAUUGCUCCAGUUCCAGUCGCACCCGUUCCAGCACCAGUUAUCAGGGCUGUGGCACCAGUUGCUGCUCCUCUGGCUGCUCCAGUUUUCAGACAUGUGGCACCCGUUGCGGCACCUUUGGCCACUCCCUUCGCUGCACCCUUCAUUAAAGCUGUUGGACCAGUCGCAGCUCCAUUGGCUGCUGCACCCAUUGCCCAUCCCUAUGCGGCUGCCUUUGCCCAUCCCUAUGCGACACCAGUCUUUGCUAAGUACUCUUCCCCGUUGGCUUAUGGACCAGCUCCGUUGAGCUAUGCCGCAGCUCCCGCAUUGUGGUAAGAGCCAAAGCUCAGCAAGGAUUAACAACGUGUGUGUUCAAUGACUGAUAGCCUUUAAUAAAAAUCGUUC
Drosophila montana is the source of this 979-nucleotide messenger RNA. RefSeq names its product cyclin-dependent kinase inhibitor 1C-like. Bases 419 to 910 code for a protein of 163 amino acids. The record is from RefSeq and is a predicted model, not a curated record. The transcript has 2 exons. NCBI's taxonomy places the organism in Eukaryota, Metazoa, Arthropoda, Insecta, Diptera, Drosophilidae.